AUGUCGCAUCUCGGUCUUUCCAAGAAACGCCGACGUGUCGACAAAUCCAAGAUGGCAGCGAACUGGGAAUCAAACAUGCUUGAUCAAAACCCCGGAUACUUCACGAGCGAUCGCGUCUUCCUCGUUGCAAAAGAUCUACUCUGCAAACAGUCUUCUUACUUCGCCAAGAUGUUCAAUGGAAAAUUCUCUGAAGGAAAGACGAAUGAAGCCACCUUGAAAGUGAUUGAGGGGGUUCUUUCUCUCCAGAGCUUUGAAAUGCUUCUGCAGUGGCUCUACAUCGGCAAUAUCACAUUCUACUCGGAAGAUGUAGGGGCCCAGAUCUCUGCCCUCAUUGAACUUGCGAGACUUGCCGAUAUGUGUGCUGUCCAUGCACUGGAGGCUGCCACGGCAAAUUUCAUCAAAAUGCUGAUCCUCGACACAUCUGAUCUGGCGCGGGCCGGUUACAAGAUGAAUCCAAACGCAAACACCUAUGCUCUCUCAUCUCACAAUAUUCAGUCGGCGACAGAGCUUCCACAGGGCCAUAAAGUGCGUGCUGUUCUUGCUGGUGCCUCCGUCGAGGGAUAUUUGCGUUCCGAGAACCAUAAAUUUCGCGCGGUUGUUCUCGAGAACACCCUUUAUAAGGAGGAUCUUAUCUGUGAGCUCAAGAAAGGUUACAAGAAGAUCAGUUCUAACACAGCAUACGUUGUGGAUCCAAUCUCCGAAAAGAGCUUUUCUGUGGAUGCAAGCGAAGGUGCUAAGCUCUCCCAGUUCAUCAAGUCAACUACGACUGAUACAGCUUAG
Penicillium maclennaniae is the source of this 780-nucleotide messenger RNA. RefSeq lists its product as uncharacterized. Gene Ontology annotation, molecular function: protein binding. The transcript is spliced from 2 exons. NCBI's taxonomy places the organism in Eukaryota, Fungi, Ascomycota, Eurotiomycetes, Eurotiales, Aspergillaceae. The coding region runs from base 1 to 780 and encodes 259 amino acids. The record is from RefSeq and is a predicted model, not a curated record.